AUGAUAAAAUCAUACUUAUUCCUGUUAACUGUCUUUACAAUUUCCCUUUGUCUCAUAUCAAGAAUCGACUCUUUUGAUCCUUCCAGUGUUAGCGCGGAUGAAAAAAAAGGCUGGUGUACGGAGCAAACGGCUGUUUGUGACAAUUAUUGCAAGGAUAACGGAACCACCGGUGCAACUACUAACACAUGUGAUUAUGACAAGCUCACUUAUUCAUGUGUUUGUGCCGACGGUAAAUCGCCAGAUCCAUCUUUGUAUACCAUGCCAGUCGAUUAUUUCAAAUGCUCUAGUGAUCAGCAAAAUUGUACUGCAAAAUGUGGUGCUGCAAAUCCAGAUUGUGUUAAAGCUUGUACAGGAAAUUGUGCCGCUACCCUUAGUAAAUAUUAUGAUACUUGUAACCACUAUAAAAUUUCGAGAGCUGAAAAGAGGAAUACCAAAAAAAAUAAAUCACUUAAUGAUUCUGAUCUUGAACAAGCAUUUAUCAAAAUAAUUUCUAUUCAAAAAAUUAGUAAUUAUAUAGCUAAUGCAAUCGAUGACCUUAAUGAUCAUGCUGAACUUUCUCUUACCUUCUGUGUUUAA
Messenger RNA from Dentiscutata heterogama, 576 nucleotides. The record is from the annotation of a GenBank genome assembly. NCBI's taxonomy places the organism in Eukaryota, Fungi, Glomeromycota, Glomeromycetes, Diversisporales, Gigasporaceae.